Molecule: messenger RNA, 375 nt
Organism: Prunus armeniaca (apricot)
Lineage: Eukaryota; Viridiplantae; Streptophyta; Magnoliopsida; Rosales; Rosaceae
Source: the annotation of a GenBank genome assembly
AUGUCGAUGAAUCCCAAUCAAUCCCUUUCACACUAUCUUGUUACUUAUUAUAGGAUGAAUCUGAUUCACUUCUUGAACCACCACCGAUACCGGCAACAUCGCUUACUUACUUCUAUGACACCACCACCGAUACCGGUUAGGAGAGCAUCUUUUUUGCCUACUUCUCUUACUGACGUGGAAUUUGGCCUUCAAAGAGAUGGUUCAAUAGCAGCAGCACCAGUCAUGAACCCAAGAGCUCCAAAUCGUAUUCUUAGUGAAGCAGCGGCAAGAGCCAGAGCUUCUAUGUACUCAAUGGCUGAUUCAAUUGUGACGAGGCCUGCGAAUCCUUAUCUUGAUAUGAGAUUACCUGCUAUUCCUAACAAGGGCGACGAAUAA